Aspergillus puulaauensis is the source of this 1254-nucleotide messenger RNA. RefSeq names its product NADH:flavin oxidoreductase/NADH oxidase family protein. The record is from RefSeq and is a predicted model, not a curated record. The transcript is spliced from 7 exons. Bases 1 to 1254 code for a protein of 417 amino acids. Gene Ontology annotation, molecular function: oxidoreductase activity; FMN binding. Lineage: Eukaryota; Fungi; Ascomycota; Eurotiomycetes; Eurotiales; Aspergillaceae.
AUGGCGUCUUUGGGUGAUUCUGUGAAGCUCCCAUGUGGGCUGACUUUUUCUAACCGCCUCGUCAAGGCCGCAAUGGCCGAAGGUUUGGCCGGGUUCUCAAAUAUCCCUACUCCGCAGCUCCUCAAUGUCUAUAGCCAAUGGGCUAAGGGCAAUUGGGGCUCUGUCCUGACAGGCAAUGUCCAAGUCGACGUGAACCACCUAGGAACGCCCUUUGACCCUGCACUGUCAGGCGAAUACACCGACGCCGAAACCAACAAGGACCUCGUCGCGAUGUGGAAGAAGUACGCCGAUGCAGCCCAGGAACAAGGCACCCCGACGGUAGUCCAAGUCUGCCACCCUGGUCGGCAGUCAAUGCGCUUUGCAGGUCGCAAGGGGAUGUUUGCCUCAACGAUCGCACCUAGCCCUAUUCCCUUAGACAUGGGUGAUAGCUUCACGCAGCGCUGGCUGGGCUGGUUUAUGUUUCCGCCACCGAGAGAGAUGACGCAGGCCGAUAUCGAUCUCGUUACGCGACAGUUUGUCGAUACGGCCCGAUUGAUGGCCGAUGCUGGGUUUUCAGGCAUUCAAUUGCAUGGUGCUCAUGGGUAUCUGAUCGACCAAUUCCUCAACCCCAAGAGCAACAUUCGCACAGACGCCUACGGCGGCAGCGCCGAAAAGCGCGCAAAAUUCGUCCUCGACAUCAUCCACCAAAUCCGCUCGGUCGUCCCCUCCACAUUUUGCAUCGGCAUAAAGCUUAACUCAGCCGAUCACAACUCCUCCAGUUUCGAGGACACAAUGACACAAAUAGGUCUCCUAGCCGAAGCAGGCAUUGACUUCCUUGAAGUUAGUGGCGGGACUUACGAAGAUCCUAAGAUGAUCAGCGGCGGCGCGCAACACCAAAAGUCCGCGCGCACAAUCGCCCGAGAGGCCUUCUUCCUCGAAUUCGCCUCCGCCGUGCGCAGCCGGUACCCCUCCGUCGUCCUCAUGCUAACAGGCGGGUUCCGCACGCGUGCUGGCGCCGAGUACGCCCUCUCCCAAGGUGCAUGCGAUCUCGUCGGCAUUGGGCGACCUGCAGCCGUCGACCCUGCUUUCCCGCGACUGUUCUUGGAUGAAGGUCUUAGUGAGGAUGAAGCGCAGUUGAAGCUGAACAAGGUCACUCUGCCGUUUUGGGCGAAGUGGAUUCCGAUUGUUGCUGUUUCUGCCGGGGCAGAGUCUACGUAUUAUGCGGACCAGAUCCAUCGGUUGGCGAAGGGGCUGCGGACUGUUCUUCCGUUGUGA